ACUUUCACUGCACACACACUUCACAUUUCUCCAUUUCAUUUUGAUUUUCCUUCUCUUUUAUUUUUCUUUUUUUUUUUUUUUAAAUUUCAUUUUCUCCCACCAAAAAUUUGAAUACUAGAUCCAAAUUUGAGAACUAGAAUUGAAAUUUUAGGGUUUUUAUAAAGGUGAAUUUUGAGUGGUGGCUCCUUCGUCGUUUUCGGGAAGGAGUUAGCCUGAGAAAUGGAAGGUAGUGGUGGGAGGAGAAUCACCGUAAGUCCGAGACCUUGUUGUGGCCGCCGUGUGGUGGCGAAAAAGAACCCUCGCCGUGGUGGUGCUGGUGAUGGGUUUAUCAACAGUGUUAGGAAGCUUCAACGGCGUGAAAUUUGUACCAAAAGUAUUCGAGGUUUUAGUAUCAUUGAUGCUCAGGAACGAUUCCGCAAUAUCCGUUUGCAGGAAGAAUAUGAUACAUAUGAUCCAAAAGGUCCUUCUUCCGUCAUAUUACCAUUUUUGAGAAAGAGGUCGAAGAUUAUCGAAAUUGUAGCGGCUCAGGACAUUGUUUUUGCCCUUGCACAAUCUGGUGUGUGUGCAGCAUUUAACCGAGAGACCAAUGAAAGGAUAUGCUUCUUGAAUGUCAGUCCCGAUGAAGUUAUAAGAAGUUUGUUUUAUAAUAAAAAUAAUGACUCACUUAUCACAGUUUCUGUCUACGCGUCUGACAGUUACAGUUCUUUGAAAUGCAGAAGUACCAGGAUCGAAUAUAUAAGGAGGGUUCAACCUGAUGCUGGAUUUGCUCUUUUUGAAUCUGAGUCUUUGAAGUGGCCAGGUUUUGUUGAGUUUGAUGAUGUAAAUGGGAAGGUACUGACGUACUCUGCACAAGAUAGCAUAUACAAGGUGUUUGACUUGAAAAACUAUACAAUGUUGUAUUCCGUUGCAGAUAAAAAUGUACAAGAGAUUAAGAUCAGUCCGGGGAUCAUGUUGUUGAUUUAUUCUAAAACAAGCAGUCAUGUCCCACUAAAAAUCCUUUCAAUAGAAGAUGGUACUGUUUUGAAGUCCUUCAACCAUCUUAUUCAUCGGAAUAGUAAGGUGGAUUUUAUUGAACAGUUCAAUGAAAAGCUUCUCGUCAAGCAAGAAAACGAGAACCUCCAAAUCCUUGAUGUACGGACUUUUGAGCUUACAGAAGUUAGCAAAACAGAAUUUAUGACGCCAUCUGCAUUUAUAUUCCUAUAUGAGAACCAAUUAUUCCUGACAUUUCGAAAUAGAACUGUGGCUGUGUGGAACUUCCGUGGAGAACUAGUAACUUCUUUUGAAGAUCACCUUCUGUGGCAUCCUGACUGCAAUACAAAUAACAUAUAUAUUACCAGUGACCAGGAUCUCAUUAUAUCAUACUGCAAGGCUGAUGCUGAUGAGUCGGUAUCUGAAGGAAAUGCGGGAUCGAUCAAUGUCAGCAACAUUUUAACUGGUAAGUGUCUUGCAAAGAUUAGGGCAAGUAAUAGUUUUCCCGUGGCAAAGGAAUGCUACUGCAGCGACGAGUGUAGUGGUGGUUGUAAUUCAAGGAAGCGAAAGCAGACCUCCAGAAUAAGGAGCACUGUAACAGAAGCCUUGGAAGACAUUACUGCUCUUUUCUAUGACGAAGACCGCAAUGAGAUCUAUACAGGCAACAGGCAUGGUCGGGUUCAUGUCUGGUCUAACUAAUGUGUUGUUGAAUUUGUUCUAACCGUGUGGUUUCUUAUUGGCUUGUCUCCUUGGUUGUGGUGUUAGUCCUGUCCUCCUUACCUGCUAUGAGAACUUUUAGGGGAUCUGUAACCAUUAUGUGAUCUUGUAUCAUAUUUGUUUUUUUCCUUGUCACCUGCAUCUUAGGCAUGUUUACUCUGCAGGUGGCAAUAAAUUUGUAUUAAGCUAUACUUUAUGCUGGUAACUUACAUUAUGUCUAUAUAUGUUGUGAAAUAUAUAUAUUUCUCCAAUCUUGAUGCUGUA
Cicer arietinum (chickpea) is the source of this 1950-nucleotide messenger RNA. RefSeq lists its product as uncharacterized. Gene Ontology annotation, molecular function: protein binding. The record is from RefSeq and is a predicted model, not a curated record. NCBI's taxonomy places the organism in Eukaryota, Viridiplantae, Streptophyta, Magnoliopsida, Fabales, Fabaceae.